AUGGUGGCCCGCACUCGCAAGCAAGCGGCACAGGCUGGUGCCACCCCGGACUCGUCAGCCGCAGCCUCUUCCCGCUCCCUCAAACCAAGCUCCACUCCUCAAAAGCAAAGAUCCUCUCCACGAUCAAAGGCGUCAAUGCCUUCAGCAUCCGCUGGCGCUUUCAAGCCGCCAACUUCCUCCUUUUGCGCAUCUACCCCUCUCAAGACAACCUCUGAAAAGGGAGAAGAUGAAUCCAAGCUCGGCGGAAGCAAGGCUUCGAUGCCGCAUGCUGCGACCAUCCCGCUGUAUGACUUCGACCUUCCACUCGAGCUGGACAGACCCAUAGGAUCGCGCACGUCUGUCUUCUGCCCCGCACCCUACGUAGAACUCUGCGACACCUUCACCAGGUGGUUUCCGGACCAGGCCCGUGACAUGUCCGCGACGAUCCUUGACGAUGCACCACCUCCAAACGAUGCUGCAUCGCGAACGGAUGCUCAAGACGACCCUGCUGGGAGCCAUCCACCCGCAACGGGUGCUCAAGCGUCCGGUCAGCCAUCGCAGGCGCAGUCUGACGCUCAACAUCCUACAAAAAAGGGCAACGGCAAGACGGGCAAACACAACGCCAAAGGCAAGAGCGCCAGACCCCACGAUCAGCAUCUCGAAGUCGAAUUCGUGCCUCAGGUCAUCGAUCUUCAUGCCCUGCUUCUGCCUUCAGACACUACGGACUUCUUGACGAGAGCACUAUCAGAGCAUCUCGUCCAGGCAUAUGCAAUCAUGGCGCUCGCUCCUCCCAGCUUCGAGUCCAUCCGCUCAGCCGCCGACACUACCGGCACUUCUCGGGACGGAAAGGCUUCGAACGUGGAUCGAAAGUCUGCGCACGACGGAAGCCAAGGUCAAGACGAAACUGAGGCCGAGGACGAGGCCGAGGACGAGAACGAGGACGAUGAGGUCGAAACUGCGUUGCUCGGCUACCUUGUACCUUCGGCAUUCAGGGAAGCUGCUCACCCUUUGGCCAACCUCGACCCCUUGUUGGUCUCAAAAGAGUGGAUACAACUCUAUGGCGAAGUCACGCUCGCUUUCCCUUUCCUUCCACCCGAAAGCGAGGUGUUCGACGAAAAUCACCACGCCUACGCGUCGGGAGGAAAUCUCUGUCCGGACUGCGGCGAAGUUCACGGCGACUUCAGGUAUCCGGAGCCACUAAGGCCCCGUAACAAGGUCCCUUCCACGCGUCUCCUCGGAGUCCUGAAUGUCCAGGUGGGACUCGAGCCGAUCGCCUUGCAGUACGGUGCUGGCGAUGCGGCCGUCGACGGCUUUGUUGGAUCCAACGACGAUCUCAAGCACACGGGUGCCGAAGGCUCGUUCAGCCUCGCGCGCGCUCUUCGCCUUGCCAUUCCAACCAUCGUAGACUGGGAAGACAGCUUCAUCGCCGUGGACGUUGACGCGAACACCUUCUGGGACCGCAACGAGUCGUUCUACUCUCUGCCUCCGAAGCAGUCCACGCUGGCUCGCCACAUGGUGCUCGACAAGGUCGAGGCCGUCGACCUGCCCGCAGCAUCCAAGUCGCCAAGCAAGAAGCGGAAAAAGCAGUCAAGGAGGUCGGCCCCCUACAUGGACCAAAGCUGGUCAGCUCGUUCGGACAGCUUCGACGAGCACGACACCGCAAGACGAGCACGCCAGGACUCUUCGUUCAAGCGCAAACUGUCCGACGUGCCCUUGGGCGAGGAAGUCUCGAGAACAGACCCGAGGCUCGGAGAUCCCGCCUCGGAAACUCAUUUGCCCCUCGACACCAACAUUGCAAGUCUCCUCGAGGCCUGCCGACCCCCUGCCGAUGGGCCUCAAGUAUUUCCCCCAUCGGACAUGAUCCCCACCCCGCUUCUGGGCUACCAAGCUCGCUGCUUGGCCUGGAUGAUCAGGAAGGAGACGGUCCUCGACGAGGACGUCGAUCGGCUCUUGCCCAACUGGGUGCCGCUGCGCUGCAAGACGUCGGCUCACAUCAUGCACAGACGCAUGCAGCUCGAGGCUGGGCGAGAGGCGCUCCUCGAUGCAAUGCAUCGCGAUCUGUCGCCAUCCCGCCGCAACGCCAACGUCAAGGCGGCCCGUGCUGCCGUAGCUCCUGUCGAGUCUUUUGCAGGGGUGAACGGCAGCAGUGAUGGCCCAAAACUCAAGCGCGAACCGUACAUCGACCCGAUCGAGCUCAACUUCUACUUUGAUCAAGUCUCCGGUAUGCUGAGCCUGCGUCGAUUCACGUGCCGUCGAAGCGAGCCCGGAGGCGCUCUCUGCGAGUCGAUGGGACUAGGCAAGACGCUCGAGAGCCUCGCGCUCAUCGCAUCGCAUCAACGUCCGGAUAAUCCAAAGCUGCUAUCGUACGACACCUCGCGGAGCGCGAGGAUGAUCGCCGAGAUGGAUCCAGCCGAACAGCCAUUUGUGUCGCGUGCCACUCUGGUCGUCUGUCCCGCUGCUUUGGUGGAGCAGUGGAUGGACGAGAUCCGGAAGCACUUCCGCAGCCGCGGCGUACAGGGCAAGCCACAGCACGGAGCAGAUCCCUUAGCACAAUCCGGAGUGGUUCGAUACAGGCAUGCUGACUUCGCAUGGGAUGCAGAGUCGUCACGCGGAGACGUUCGAGCUAUGGCCAAGAAGCGACUCACCAAGGUGGACAUCGUGGUCGCCACGUACGAGGAACUUGCGCAUCAGCUCCUGGAAAGUCACCGAAUUCGGCGAACGGCCAACUCCGCGCGAACGCCGCUGCUCGAGGUGCUCUUCUGGCGCAUCCUACUCGACGAGGCGCAGAUCGUCGCUGGCGCCUCGGGCAAGGCCACCGAGAUGGUCCACGAGCUGUGGCGCAGCAACUGCUGGAUGGCGACGGGCACACCGGUGACCAAAGGAAUCCGAGACAUCCAAGGCAUCUUCGCCUUCUUGGACCACGACCCGCUCGCCGCGCCGCGUUUCUUCCGCGAGAUCCUGCAAGAGCCCUUCAGCCGCGGCUGCGUCGAAGGCAUCCGUCGACUCCGUUCCAUCCUGCCUCGCUACGUGUGGAGACACACGCAAGCACACGUGGAGCACGAGAUGAUCCUUCCCGCCUGCAGGGCCGAAGUGCUGGAGAUCGAUCUCAAGCACGUCGAGAGGCUCUUCUACGACAAGGAGGUGAGCAAGUAUCGCGAAAGCUUUGCCAAGAAGGCGGCGCAGGGAUCGGCCAACGUCUCGCAACCGACGUUCCUGGUCAAUCUGCGCCAACUGCUCAGCCAUCCUCAGAUCGCCGACCAGCUCAUGUUCAGCCACAACUUCUCGCGCCUCUCGUUCGCCGAGCUCUUCCGCCAGUUUUGCGAGCGUGCCGAGUCCGAGCGAGAUUCCAUGCGCAUGCAGGCGAUCGUCGCGACGCUGCAACUCGUGUGGGGGCAUGACUUCUACGAUGCCGAGAAGGACAAGAGGCAUUGGCGCGGCGGCCGGCCCGUGCUUCAGCCGUCCGACAUCCGCAACCUUCUCGAGACGGCUCUUCGGACUGCCACCAUGGCGCUGCAAGACCAAGCGCGGGCACGCAAUGCUGUCGAGGCGGCGGCGGCAAAUCCGGGCGAUCCUCAAGACGUUACUACUACUGAUGCGCAGGAUGCCGCCAUUCCACCGCAAACGCUCGUAUCCGAUACGGGCAACAACGACGGUCAAGCUCGGCCGGGCACCGAAUUGGCACCGAGGAUCAAUCUGACGUGGGAAGAAGCCAGCUACUGGCUACGCGUCUUGCAGAGGAAGCACGCUGAUCAAUUGUCGGGCUCAACGGUUGCGAUCAACGCCGAAGAGAUCGUUCCUCCUACACGCUGGGAUCCGGAAAGACCCACGCGUACGUUCUUCGACAAGGAGUUCAAAAACGCAGAUGACAAGAGUGUCAAUCUCGCAGAUUCACGGUUCCACCUCGUGGUUCAGGACGCCUCUGCUGACGAUAUGGGCUUUGACGAGCUCAUGGCGCAGAUCGAAGCGGGAAGGGGUGCCGACAGCUCCUCAUCUUCAUCCCGGAAGAAGCAGCGAAGGGAUGCCGCCAUCGAGCCAGGUACGCUCAAAAAGUCGCGCCUCCGCGGCAACGCGUCGCAACGCAAGCAGGCUCGUGUCUGGCUCUACAAGCCCAAGGAACGCUUGGAGACGACGCAAGUGAAGCUGAUGAUGUUGUCGGCCGACCUGCAGCCCAAAGAGCACGAAGCAGCGUUCUUGCGGCAGAAGCUGCAGGAGGUGCAGAUCGCAGAGGCCCAAUCCCAUUCUGAAGAGGCUGGAAAUUCGUCGACGGGCCCCUUGAGCGGAGACUCGGACACCAGCGUGCUGGCUUCCACUGUCGAGUGCCCGAUCUGCUUCGAGCCCAAAGAGAGCAUCGGCGUACUGCCAUGCUACCAUUCGUUCUGCACCGACUGCAUCGAGACCAUCGUCAAGAAGAACCCGGUCAGGCAGACUUGGUGGCACCAUUCGCCAGGGCCUCGCUGUCCUUCGUGUCGACUGACCUUCCAUCCGGAUCGAGUCACAAGGGUCAUGGAGCGUGGCAGGUCGGCCUCGGCCGAAGCCAACGGCGAGGUCAUUGGCGAUUGGAGCGGCAAGAUCACGGGUCUCAUCGUGGACAUCAAGUCGCGUCUGCAAGCCGAUGCGACGCAGAAAGCAGUCAUCUUCUCGCACUGGCCCAAGAUGCUUGCAUUUGUGUGCGAUGCUUUGGUGCAGAACGGCGUCAGUGCCGUGGUGUUUGGCGGCAACGAGGCCAACCAGGCCGAGGCGCUGCGGGCGAUCCGUGACGACGACCACGUGCACGUGAUCCUCGUGCCUUUCCGAGCCAGUGCGGGAGCAGCCGGACUCACGCUGACGUCGUGCAACCUCGCCUACCUGCUGGAACCGGCUCUGGACGCGGCUCUGGAGGCACAGGCGGUCGGCCGCAUCCAUCGCAUCGGGCAGAGACGCGAGACGACGGUGAUCCGUGUCAAGAUGAAGGACACCAUCGAGGAUGCGGUCAUGCGCAUCGCCGAGGAACGCUCGAGGAGGGGCAUGGCACUCGCCACGCACGGCGACACAGUCGCCACGGGUGCUAUCGCUGGCGGCUCCGACGCAACGCAACCCUCGACCUCGGUGAACAGCAGUGCGCUCUCCAUCGUCACUCAUGGCGGCACGGCAAGCUAUUCUGCUGCUGCUGACGGACCGCCUCGAGGGCCUGCCACGGGCUCGCAGGUGCGUGAGCAAUCGAUCAAAGCCUCGGUCGCCGCCUCGGUCGGCACUUCGCGCGAGUCGGACCCCACGGCUCUGACCAUGGCCGAGGUAGGACUCAUCCUCGGCUUUGACAUUGCCGAAGAAAAGCGAAAGUUGCGCGAACGCCGCGACACGAUCUUCCGGCGCGCGUACGGCACGGUCGAUGUGCCGAACUCGAUGCAGCACAUGUCGAUCGAGGAGCUCGAUUCGCUUGAGGAAGAGUUGCACAUGUACGACGACGCAAGCGAUGGCGAGGACUUCAUGCACGCGGACAUGGAUGAGGACAUGGACGAAGAUAUGGACGAAGAUGUGGACGACGGUAUGGACGACAAUAUGGGCGACGGUAUGGGCGGCGGGCAAGAUGACGGCUUCCACCUCAGCUUCUUCUGA
This is a messenger RNA of Moesziomyces aphidis, 5571 nucleotides long. Lineage: Eukaryota; Fungi; Basidiomycota; Ustilaginomycetes; Ustilaginales; Ustilaginaceae. The record is from the annotation of a GenBank genome assembly.